Pocillopora verrucosa is the source of this 2357-nucleotide messenger RNA. Its product is annotated as peptidyl-prolyl cis-trans isomerase G. NCBI's taxonomy places the organism in Eukaryota, Metazoa, Cnidaria, Anthozoa, Scleractinia, Pocilloporidae. Gene Ontology annotation, biological process: protein folding; protein peptidyl-prolyl isomerization. Gene Ontology annotation, molecular function: peptidyl-prolyl cis-trans isomerase activity. The record is from RefSeq and is a predicted model, not a curated record.
GAUGGCGGUUCCUAAGGCGAAAGGCUAUCGUCCUAGAUGCUUUUUUGAUGUAGAAAUUAACGGCUCGCAAGUUGGCAGGGUUAUUUUUGAACUGUUUGCUGAUAUUUGCCCAAAAACUUGUGAUAAUUUUAGAGCAUUAUGUACAGGAGAAAAUGGGCUAAGCAAGGUUUCAGGAAAAACUUUGCAUUACAAAGGGUCGCCAUUUCACCGUGUUAUUAAGAAUUUUAUGGUCCAAGGAGGAGAUUUCACCAAAGGGAAUGGAACAGGAGGAGAAUCUAUUUAUGGAGGAAUGUUUAAUGAUGAAUCUUUUCAUGCUAAGCAUGAUAGGGCAAUGUUGCUAUCAAUGGCUAACAGGGGCCCUAAUACCAAUGGAUCACAAUUCUUCAUAACAACCCAACCCACUCCUCAUCUCGAUGGGAUCCAUGUGGUAUUUGGCCAUGUGCUUCAAGGACAGGACGUUGUAUCAGAAAUUGAGAAUCAAAAAGUUGAUGACAAAAGUCGUCCCUUAGUUGACGUCAAAAUCAGCAACUGUGGAGAGCUUAUUCCAAAAGCAAAGGCUAAAGCCAUGGCUAAAAAAGCUGAGAAGAAAAAGAAGAAAAAAAAGGAAGAGUCCAGCACAGCCACGGAGUCCAGUUCAGAGUCUGAUGCUGAUUCAGAGAGUGAGUCCUCUUCUGAUGAGAAAAGAAAGAAAAAGCGGUCAAAGAGGAAAAAGACAGAAAAGCGGAAAGAUUCUACCAAAAGAAAGGGGAAGAAAAAUAAGGCAAAGGACAAGAAAAUGAAGAAAAUGAAAGAUGGCUCAGAUAACGAGAAAUCACAGAAGAGCCCAGAGCCUUUUAGUACAGUAGCUGCUGAUGAGAUCCCAGAUGUCCCUAACAACUCGUUCCUGUUUAGAAGAAGCCGCACUCCCAGUCCUGUCAGAGAAAAGAGGAUUACAGAAGGGAAAGAAAGAAGAAGCAAGUCUCCUACAACAGAAAAAAUGUCCUUCCGCAAGAGCAGGGUUUCCCAGUCUGGAAGGAUUCUUCGAGGAAGAGGAAAUAUGCGAUAUCGCACUCCUCCACCCUCCAAUGAAUCUCAUAGUAGCGUGACACGAAUCACCCCACCACGCAAUCGUUUCCUUCAAAGGCGAUCAAGGUCUCCACCAAGACGUGCUAAAUCUCCACGCCGACGCUCAAGGUCUCCGCGAGGCCGAUCAAGAUCUCCACGUGGAAGAGUCAGUCAUCGCUCCAAUUCUCCUCGGUCUUCGCGAAGGAGAUUUAAGUCUCCACGAAGAAGGUCGAACUCUCCGCGACGAACCUCGAAAUCUCCACGAAGACACUCCGGAUCUCCCCAGACAGUGCAUGAGAUAAAGGCUCAGGCAGACCAGGAAUUGUCACCGAAAGAAAUAGCAAAACAAAAUAAUCACUCAUCUCCUGAUCAUACAAACCACAGUAGCUUAACAAGAACACAUCGGGAAAGAGAUGAAGGCAAAAAUGAUGACAGUGAAGAUAACGAGCCAGCAACCCGACGUAAGAAUAGCUUUAAAGAAAGAGAGAUUAAAGAACGUAGCGCUACUUCUCCUGACACUGACUCUCACAAACAAAUACAAAAACAAAAGAAAAGAGAGCAGAAUUCGAGCAGUAGUAGCGACAGCGAGGAACAACAAGAAGAUGAAAACGAUUUACGCUUUAGGAGAAAAGGGGCCAAUCUUGAUGAAAAAUCACACUCAAACAGCUCUAGACGAAAUUCAAGGAGUGCCACUCGUGAAUACGAAGAAGAUAGCAAAACAAACAGGUCUUUCGAUGGGAAAGAGUGGAGAGGUCACACAGGCGGAUCAAAUGCCGCCUAUAAACACGACGAAGACAAGAAAGAAUACGGAGAGACUACUAGAGAUUCCAUUCUUCACAACAAGCACCAAGAUGAGGAAGACAAAUCAGAUACAAACAGUGAUAGUUCACACAGUAGUGAUAGUGAUAGCGACGCUUCCGGUGAGAGAAACCGGAAGUCACGUCAUCGGCAUCAUCAUCGUCGGCAUCGUCAUCAUCGUGAAAGGAAUGCUUCUCCAUGAGAAAGCAAGGCUGGUUAGCUUUAUAACAGAGAUAACAUGUCCCAAAGGGAUAUUUCCUUAUCGCGUAAUACAACCUCCUCGAAGUCUUGAGGUAGCCGAAAGAAGGUGGAACUACCAAGUUGAUCGAUUCUUGCGUGGUUUUUAGUGUUGAAACAUAGAAAAGCAGGGAACAAGAAAUAGUUUUUUUAUUGCAGCAAUAAUUGUCUUUGUUAUUUGAGUGCCUGAUAUUAGUGGAAGGCUUCAGUUGGGUUUCCAAGAAAACCAGAAUUGUAUCAACAAGCAUACUGAAGUAAAAUGUUUGCUUUACCAUAAA